GAUGUUCCAAAAAUUUAAGAAUAUAAAAUUAUCAAGUGGACCACACCACAGUAAACAGUGUAAAUUGAACGCCUACCACCGUUGAAAACUUCUCGGGGGCCACAGAAAUUUUGAAUCAAGCUUAUAUUUGUGUUCUCCCUUCCUAUAUCUCUGUGUGACCUUAUGAAAAGGUUAGGAUUGCAAAUAAACAUCACUGCUAGUCCUAGCAAAGUUUCAACGGUGGAAAUCAUCAUCCUCACUGUUUCAUGUGGUGUGGUCCACUCUAGCUUUGGAUAUUCCUAUAUUUUAGCCUCAUACCCUAAAAUGAUCUGGAAAAACGGAUGGACGGCGUGGAUAAGAUACAUAAAUCCAUUGUGGACCCCACAGAGUUUACUCGGUUCGCUGUAUGCAAUCAGCCUCCCUGCUUCUGUCUAUCCAUCCUCAUCCGACUAUGUAUUGCCGCUGGCCUGCUACUCUCUUCAGUCUCUCUCAGUCUCUGCAACAUGAGCCUCCGUCUCUCUCUCGAUCGAGCGCUUCCGUUCUCUUCCAAUUCCGUUCUCCAAAACCCUAGCAGAGGAAAAAACCAGUCCGGGAUUUCUCGAUUUUCCUCUCAUUUCUGUAAAUCUUCAAACGGAAAAUGCUCGGAGCCUCUCCAUCCAUCGCGUCUCUGCAGGAACUUUCUUCAGUGGCAACCCUCGGAUCUCCUUCUUCCAUCUUCUCCUAGGGUUUCUCGAACCGCCGCUCGAUCUGUCCCGAUUGAUUCUUCGUUCUCGCCCGAGGAUGGCGGGAUCGGAUCCCGGCCGUCGGAUUUCUUCGAGUUCAUCACUUCGGAGCGGGUGAAGGUCGUCUCGAUGCUCGGGCUGGCGCUGGCGCUCUGCAACGCGGAUCGGGUGGUCAUGUCUGUGGCUAUUGUUCCGCUGUCAGCUGCUCAUGGAUGGAGUAGAUCGUUUGCCGGCGUCGUUCAGUCAUCUUUCCUCUGGGGAUAUCUAAUGUCUCCAAUAGUUGGGGGUGUGCUGGUGGAUUACUAUGGUGGUAAGCUAGUCAUGGCAUGGGGUGUGGCGCUAUGGUCAGUAGCCACUUUUCUUACACCUUGGGCUGCAGAAAAUUCUCUAUGUGCUCUACUUGCCAUGAGAGUUCUGCUUGGUAUUGCAGAGGGCGUGGCACUUCCUAGCAUGAACAACAUGGUAUCAAGAUGGUUUCCUCGAACGGAACGAUCCAGAGCUGUUGGAAUUGCAAUGGCUGGAUUUAACCUUGGGAGUGCAAUUGGACUUCUACUUUCUCCUAUCAUCAUGGCACAGGCUGGAAUAUUUGGACCAUUUGUAAUAUUUGGAUUGUCUGGAUUUCUCUGGGUUUUGGUAUGGCUUUCUGCAACAUCGAGUACACCAGACCGUCAUCCUCAAAUAUCAAAGUAUGAGUUGGACUAUAUUCUAAGUGAGAGAAAGAAGCCGUUAAUGCCAACCACAAGCAAGAAACCAGAGAGAACCAGAGUACUCCCCCCCUUCAGGCUUCUCCUUUCUAAGAUGCCUACGUGGGCCCUAAUUUCUGCGAAUGCUAUGCACAGCUGGGGAUACUUCGUUAUUCUUUCAUGGAUGCCCAUUUACUUCAACAUGAUGUAUCGGGUGGACCUCAGAAGGGCAGCAUGGUUCAGUGCAGUUCCCUGGGCUAUGAUGGCAGUUUUAGGAUAUGUUGCAGGCGUUGCUUCCGACAUGUUGAUUAGGAAGGGUUCAAGUGUUACAUUCACCCGCAAAGUCAUGCAGUCAAUUGGAUUUCUCGGUCCAGGAUUUGCUCUUCUCGGUCUAAAUGCAGCAACAAACCCAUCCAUUGCAUCUGCUUGGCUUACAGUCGCUGUUGGUUUGAGCUCUUUCAGCCAUGCCGGUUUCCUCGUGAACCUCCAGGAGAUUGCUCCACAGUACGCCGGUGUUAUACAUGGGAUGUCAAAUACUGCUGGAACAUUGUCUGCCAUCAUGGGAACCAUUGGAGCGGGUUUUUUUGUUGAGCGGAUGGGCUCUUUUCGUGGAUAUUUAAUGUUUACAGCGCUUCUAUAUUUCAUCAGUGCUCUAUUCUGGAACAUCUUUGCCACAGGUGAGCGGGUUAACUUUGAUGAAAGUGGUCAGUAACCUUGCUGAACUAAUGUUUGUACGAUCUCAACUUUUGUGCAUUGUGUUCAUAAGAUAGAGACUCUACUUAACGUGAAUACAUGAUAGAAAUACAACGAUUGCACAUAAAUCUAACCAAAAAAAAAAACCAAUAUAGAUUGAACUGUUUCUGUUGUAGAAAUCUAAGUUUAUCACUAUAA
Messenger RNA from Magnolia sinica, 2275 nucleotides. Its product is annotated as probable anion transporter 3, chloroplastic. NCBI's taxonomy places the organism in Eukaryota, Viridiplantae, Streptophyta, Magnoliopsida, Magnoliales, Magnoliaceae. The record is from RefSeq and is a predicted model, not a curated record. Gene Ontology annotation, biological process: transmembrane transport. Gene Ontology annotation, molecular function: phosphate transmembrane transporter activity. Bases 321 to 2096 code for a protein of 591 amino acids. Gene Ontology annotation, cellular component: plastid. The transcript has 8 exons.